CGUGUGUGCAUGUUCUUUGUUGCGUGUGUGUGUGUGUGUGCGUGCAGCCCCAGACACAGCAACCUCUCUGUCUUUGUUCUGCGACGCACACCCCCCACACAAACACAAACACCACGCACAACCUAUCCUCCAACCAACCAACCAACCAACCAACCAACCAACUGCUUUUGUGCUCCCGCACUUUCGCCAGCCUUCUCUCAUCUUCAACCUUCGCUCCCGCGUCUCUGAUCGUCGGCAUCCAUCCACGCCCUCAACUGCCUCGGCCGCCUCCAUUUAGUCGCUUGCACUUGGCUGCGUCAUCACCAUCAUCAGCCACAACACCGCAAGCCCACACAUCACUUGGCUCCAGCAGCACACAAGCGCUCAACCAGCAAACCAGACAAGCCACAAACACAAACAAACCCCUCCCCAGCCGCUUCAACUGGACAAUCAACCUCACAGGGCAUUUGGAUCUGCGAGUCCCCUUGGCGAUCGUUCCCCGACACAUCUCCCCAGCCCCCGCCCUCAAGCGCACGCACAAGCACUCCAGCACAGCGCGCCAACCAUGAGCGGCCUCACCAUGGCUGCGGCCCCGGUCAUGUCCCCGGGACUUGAACAGCUCUCCCCGCGCGCACGCGGUGGCAACGGCAACGGCAACGGCAACGGCAACGGCAACGACAACGCCACCGCCACAACAGCAAGCACGCUCUCCGCCUCAAUGAGCAAGGUGCCCCUGUUCAGUGCCGACGGCACCACCAAAGCGCACCUGCACAUGAGGCAGCAGCCCUCUGUGUUCACCUUCGACAGCAGCACCAACAGCAAGGAGGCUGCUGUGGCCCCGACGUACGCGCGUGCGUCGUCCUCAUGGUCGUCGUCGUCGUCGUCGGCCUACCCGGCCAGCGUGCGAUCGGCAGCGCCCCUGCUGCGCUCCAAGACAACCGCGGACGUGUUCACCGCACCAACAUCAGCCCCCGCGGGUAGCACCGCCACCAGCCUGGCGCCGUCAGCGGGAACGCCAGCAGCGACUGUGGGCCGGACAUCAGCCGCCUCCCCCUCCUCGUCAUCGCCGUCGUCCACGUCAUCGGCGGGGUCGGCGACCGCGGGGAAGCGCGCGCCGCGCGCCAGCGCAUCCGCCAUCAGCGAAAUCCUCAGCAUUCCGCUGUCGCAGGCACCAACCAACAAGGCGCCAACAACAACACCAUCAACAGCCUCCGCCAUGCACCACCACCACCACCACCACAGCCAGCAGGCACAGACUCCCACGCAGGGCCACCACAACACGAUGCACAGCCCGGGCCCGCUCUCGGCCAUGUCAUCCGCUGCUCCGCCAUCAGCAGCCAUGUUCUCCCCAACCUCCACCAGCAACGGCAUGGAUGCGGCGUCUCAGGGCGCAUACGACAGCCCGCCGCGCCAGGUGCUUGAUCUGCAGCCCCCACCAAAGAAGGCUAAGAUGGGGGGAGACAGCACAACAACCGCGGCAGCGGCAGCAUACUCGAUGCCGCCAUCCAACAUGUUCCCGUCGUCCAUCGGCGACUCAUCAGCACCAACCUACCACCACCGCCAGCAACACCAGCAACCACAACAAUACUACCACCAACACCAGCGACCACAACAAUACUACCAGCAGCAGCAGCCUGCGCCGGCCAAGUCGCUUCCAUUCUCCAGCACGGCGUCGCUCGCGUCUCUGCUGGAGGCCGGGCAAAGGCUGACGGAGAGCCUGUAUGGUGCAUCCUCCUUCGAGCACAGCCAGGGCGCACCCCCUUCACCCACACUUCCGUCCGCCGGCGCAGCCACGACAACAGCCGCCAGCCCGGGCGUCAACAACCCGUUCAGCGGCGUUGUGUCGUCGGCGGCCCCAGCUGCCGGCGCACGUGAUGUCAGCAACGGCCUCUCGUUCUCCAACAUCACCAGCACGGAUGGCGGCGCCGCCGCUGAUGUGCUCACGGACGCAAGCGCGGCCAUCGCCGACAUCACGUCCCCGUCGGUGCCGACGGCGUUUGACCGCUUCUUUGCAAGCCUGACGCAGGACGCCACCGACGAGAUGGUGGCCUCGCUCAACCCGGGCACGGAGGAGUCGGGUGCAUUUGAGUGCGGGUUUGAUGUGAACCAGAUCCCCACCAUCAACGACGCUGUGCUCAACCUCCCGUCGUUGUCUGACAGCAUCACCACCGACGAUGCCCCCGGCACUACCACCACCGCCGCCGCCGCCUCUGCCUCUGCAGCGCUCAGCCUCAGCAACCAAGGGUCCGUGCAUGCGGGCAACAACAACAACAGCAACAACAACGCCAUCGGUGAGCGCAGUGUGGGAAGCAAGCAGCACAACGGUAGCAACAACGCCCGCCCGCGACGCCAACGCAAGGCGCUGACCACCACGGCGGCUGCCAGGGCGUCCAAGCGCCGCACGUCUGCCCGUAUCCGCCAAGCCCGCACCUCAAAACAGCAGCAGCAGCAGCAGCAGCAGCAGCAACCAAGCUUGCAGCAAAGCAUCCAGCGCAGCCAGCUUCCCCAGUUCCACAACUACGGCGAGCAGCAUGCGUUUGCAAACCAGGAUGGGGUGACACCGCCCCACAGUGCAUCUUCGCUGGACUCGUGCGCGUUCUCCGACAUGAGCCUGCCUCUCUUCGCUGGCGAUGACAGCACGACGGCCCCUUCUCGUCGCUCCAAGAGCAGCCGCCGCUCCAGCCGCCACAGCCAAUCCUCCAAGGACUCGCUCAACGCCACGCGCCGCAUCGCAAACAUGCCGCCGGAGAAGCGCGAGCGCGUGCGCAAGUUGGCACGCGAUGCAGCCCGCCGGCGCCGGCGCGAAGAGCGCAUGAAGGACACGCACCGCGAGCAGCUGUGCGAAGAAUUGAAGAAGCGAAACGACACCUUGCGACAGGAACGCACGCAGCUGCAGAUCAAACUCAACGCUCUCGUGCAGGUGGCCAUUGAGAAGUUUCCACACUUUGUGUCAACGCAGUGAGCUGGACACUGUGAAAGCGUGUCGUGUGGUUUGAGGUGUUUGAUCUGCCAUCUCCGGAGAGCUGACAACACUGGCAAUGUUACAUCGACAUGCUUUACACCAACGCCUUCCAUCUUGGUUACACUUCUUGCGUUUGCGUGCUGUUUAUUCAUCCAUUCCCAUGUUCAAAGCGCUUUCACACCACACCCCCCCCCCCCGCAACUUUCAUUCCGUUUUGCUCAUCUCCCUCUCAUUGCGGGUCUUUUCCACGUUCUCAUUGUGGCUGCGUUAUUUGCACCCAUCGUACCACCACCUUGAGACACGCCACGUGCCGUCUCGCGUGGUUGUGUCUGCGCCUUUUGCCUUUUUUUCUCUUCGUCUUGUGUGUUGCGUACUCAAUGCCGCUGCAAACAGCAACAAUGCCACUGUUACACCUUUGGGGUUCCUUCCUGUUGUCUGCCCACUCGCUUUCUGUUGGUUAUUCUUUGUUCUCUCUUUUCGUGCAUGCCCAGUGGGCUCAUAUCCAUCGCCUUCAUAAACAGAGUGAACGAACA
Molecule: messenger RNA, 3474 nt
Organism: Salpingoeca rosetta
Lineage: Eukaryota; Choanoflagellata; Craspedida; Salpingoecidae
Exons: 3
Coding region: 545-2941 (798 amino acids)
Source: RefSeq, a predicted model, not a curated record